Peronospora matthiolae is the source of this 690-nucleotide messenger RNA. Lineage: Eukaryota; Oomycota; Peronosporomycetes; Peronosporales; Peronosporaceae. The record is from the annotation of a GenBank genome assembly.
AUGAACCAAGUUGGGGCCGUAGUAAUCACUGCCGUGCUCGUGGCGCUCUACCACAACUUUCUCGCCCCGCAACUUGUCAAUCACAAUGGACCGCCGCAGUUAAAAAUCACGUACUUUGCCGGUCCGGGACGUGCCGAACUCUCGCGCCUCAUUUUGUCCGCAGGCAACGUGUCAUUCGAGGACGAACGUCUGAACCGUGACGAGUUUAUGGCGAUUAAGCCCACGCUUCCCCUCGGUCAAGUGCCGGUGCUAGAGGUAGACGGGACGACUUAUAGCCAGAGUAUGGCCAUAGCUCGUUAUGCCGCGAAGCUCAGUGGGUUGUACCCCCAAGAUCCAAUCGAGUGUUUGCGUGUGGACAUGGUGUCCGAGUCCCUCGUUGACGUCAAGUCGCUCCUCUCCGAGAUCGCGUACCGCACUCCAGACGAGACUCUAAAAGCAGAAAAGACCAAGAAACUGCUGGAAGAGCUGGUGCCCAAGACACUGACACUACUCGAAGGAUUCGUGCAGCGCCCCUUCUUCCUGGGCCACGAGAUGACGUAUGCAGACUUGCAGCUUUUUGACCUCGUCAAGAACGGCCUGGACAAGUACCCGACCUUUAGUUUGGCAAAGUAUCCGAACUUGACGACGCUCGUGGCCAACGUGGAGACGAAUGCCAACGUGGCGGCUUACCUGGCCAAGAAGCAUGAGUAA